GCGUUGUCAUCUCAAAUGACCGGUCAUGUGACAGAGUGAAAUACUAGAGCUGUUUUCUCUGCCUCUGUUCUUUACUCAGCGUUUAUUCUUCACACUGGAGUCGUUCCUGAUGAGGUUGCACAGAAUGCUGUCUUUAGUAAUAGUCGCAGGACUACUGGCUUUUGCCUCUGGUAAACCAUGUGAAACUCAAACAUCUAAUAGUGAGCUGAACAUGUCACUCAAUAAAAACCUCCUUCGCUCUCUGGAGACGCAGGAAGGACUCCCCAAUCCCAGUGUCCACUUGGCAUUACGGCUUUCUAACUUCCACAACCUUGCCAAGGAGAGCGAACACCUAAAUAAACUGAAAAAUGAUUUGCACAAUGACACUCAAAGCUCUCUCUCUAAGAGCCAGUCGGUGGUGGGCCUCUUGUCGCUGUACACUCUGGCUUUGAAGUCCUCCUGCUAUGACCUCAACACAAUCACCUUCACCGUCGGUGGAAGGAGUGAGACGCUGCUGACACACCUGAAGAAUCAGAUGGAACAAGAAAAAGAGCAUAUUACCUUCAGCCACCGCCCUUUGACCAACUAUUACCAGUACUCUCUGGGUGUGCUCGCUCUUUGCGUGAGCGACAUCAGGGUCAACCAUCAUGUCACCCACAAACUCAUCAAGGCAGCAGAUCAUGAGCAAUUCAAACAAGGAGACACUGAGAGUACUGAUACCUAUGCCAUGGCUGGAAUGGCCCUCCAGUGUGUGAAGGACGCUGGUUCUCAUGUGCAGAACGCUAUGGAGCUUGACACAGUUCUCAGCAAGAUCCAGCAGAAGCUCUUGGCCUCGCGUAGGGACGACGGUCAUAUUGGCAAUGAGUUCAGCACAGGCCUUGCAGUUCAAGCUUUACUGGCCAUGGGGCGCCCCGUUUCAGAGUGUGCUGCCUCGAUGGAGGCCAUGAGGACAGACGCCAGAAACAACAGAUACCAUAACGCCAUGGCCAUUUCUCAGGUUCUGCCAGCUCUUCAGCAGAAGUCAUACCUGACAGUAAAAAGCAAGGAGUGUCUCAAUGAGGAUGACACUCUGGUGCUGGAGCCCAUAGAUCCGGUGGUGGUUUUACCGAGUCAGACCAAAGUGACAGUGACGGUGGAGGUGGUGAUGUCCAGCGGAGCAGCUGCUCUUUACUCUGUGGAAGUGCCAAAGGGAAGGUCUCUGUUGGAGGCCCUUGAACUUCUCAAAAUUGAAAAUGUUGGAUUCACGUUUGACAAAGAGUCCAGUCUGUGGGGACCUUUCUUAAGCAUGGUGAACGGAGAGCAGGCGAGACAGAACGACCGCAGAUACUGGCACCUCUCCUCUGAUGGCACUGCGCUCAGCGAGGGUAUCUCCGAUUUCAAGAUUGAUGCGGCUCAAAAGAUCACCCUCAAAAACACCGUCUACUAAGAGUGAGUCACUGCUGAUGCAACAGUGAUUUAUGAAGAUCAGAAGAAGUUCCAUUUUGUUCUCUUUUCUGCUGUUUAAACCGAUGAUUAUACUUAAAAUGAUAAUACUGAAGAUCCCAUAAACUGUGAAUAAUUAGUCGGACUGGUUUCAUAGAAUUUUUGCAUUUCAAGUAGGUUUGAAGCUUGACAUUUUAUUUCAUUUAGAACUAAUUGAACAGACUUUGCUGUGAAAAUUAUUGCUUUGGUAUGUAAAUUGUAAAAUAAUGGAUUGUUAAAUCAGGCAUGAAUGUGUUUUCCAAUAUCUUACAAAAUGUGCUUGUGCUUUUUCCAAACAAAUAAAUGGCUUUUUAAAAGGAA
This is a messenger RNA of Notothenia coriiceps (black rockcod), 1761 nucleotides long. It is a transcript of the gene tcn2, whose product is annotated as transcobalamin II. Gene Ontology annotation, biological process: cobalamin transport. The record is from RefSeq and is a predicted model, not a curated record. Gene Ontology annotation, molecular function: cobalamin binding. Lineage: Eukaryota; Metazoa; Chordata; Actinopteri; Perciformes; Nototheniidae. The coding region runs from base 110 to 1405 and encodes 431 amino acids. The transcript is spliced from 10 exons.